ACGAUUGCUUCAUAGUGAUAAUUUUGUCUCGUAAUUUUAAUUACAAAAAAUACCGAAAUUGUUAUUCAAUUCGAUUUGUGCUAUAAUAUUUAAAAUAUUUGUUUCUCUGUUCGAUUCACUGAAGUAAAAGAGAGAAGCGAGCAAACAAAGUGUAUUAGUCGGACGUUCGUGUUUUGAUUAAUUCAUCAUGCCUUAUGAUUUUGUUCAAGUAGAUGCCUUCACUAAUCGUCCACUAUACGGCAAUCCUGCGGCCGUUGUGUUUGACGCAGACGAUAUUCCUGCUGAAACAAUGCAGAAGAUCGCUCAAGAGAUGAACCUCUCCGAGACCGUUUUCAUUCUAAAGCCCAAUCAUCCAGACGCUGACUAUCGAGUGCGAAUUUUCACCCCGAAAAAUGAACUUCCCUUUGCCGGCCAUCCCACGGUCGCCGCCGCUCAUUCCGUUUUGGCGCGAUUCUCUGAGAAAUCAUCGACCAAACUACUUCGUCAAGAGUGUGGAAUUGGUAUAGUACCUGUUGAGGUGAUCCGCUCGGAUUCAGGUACUUUACUUCGAAUGACUCAAGGAACACCCGAAUAUCGUUCGGUAAAUUUAUCGCGCGACACAAUGGCAAUGAUGCUGGGCUGUGCAGAGAGAGAUCUUGGCGAGCAUCCUUUUGAAGUGGUUUCAACGGGUGUACCUUGGCUUAUUGUUGAACUUACGCACUUUGCGACCAUUUCAGAUUUGAAUCCAGAUCUUGGGCUCAUCACACAGCAAUGCAAAGCUCUAAAGGCGGUCGGAGUUACCGUAUUCGUGGAUCGAUCCAGUGGCGAUAGACCUCGGAUUCGGGUGCGAACCUUUGCUCCAGGUGAAGGCAUCGCUGAAGAUCCGGUCUGUGGAUCUGGCAAUGGAUCAGUACUAGCGUAUAUUGUUCGAUAUAAGCACGCCAACGAAAAGACUGGCGCCUAUGUCGCGGAACAGGGCAUUGAAAUAGGACGUGAUGGUGAAAUUCAUGCAUCCUGGGAACAAGUGCACGAUACUUUACAGGUUAGAAUUGGCGGUGAAGCGGCGAUAUCUGUAAGUGGAAAACUACACCUGUAAUUGACGUAAUCUACGCAAGUGAAUUUGUGUUAUUAAGCUUUGUUGACAUGCUGUGACACUACUAGGUAUAAAUAUGUGUAAAAUGUAUGACCGUUUGAAUGAAUCUUACAUGUUCCAAUUGUAAAAUUGUAAGAAAAUAUAAAAAACAAAAAUCAGAACAGUUUUA
Messenger RNA from Contarinia nasturtii (swede midge), 1241 nucleotides. RefSeq lists its product as uncharacterized. NCBI's taxonomy places the organism in Eukaryota, Metazoa, Arthropoda, Insecta, Diptera, Cecidomyiidae. The record is from RefSeq and is a predicted model, not a curated record. Gene Ontology annotation, cellular component: cytoplasm. Gene Ontology annotation, biological process: biosynthetic process. Gene Ontology annotation, molecular function: isomerase activity. The coding region runs from base 188 to 1075 and encodes 295 amino acids. The transcript has 2 exons.